Molecule: messenger RNA, 312 nt
Organism: Monascus purpureus
Lineage: Eukaryota; Fungi; Ascomycota; Eurotiomycetes; Eurotiales; Aspergillaceae
Source: the annotation of a GenBank genome assembly
AUGCGUUUGGCAACGCCAUUCCCUCACACCCCCAACUUUUUCUCGUCCCUCCUUUGGAUUUUUCCUUUGUAUUUCCCAUUGUCACUCAGCAAGCCGUCCCAAGUCUCUUUGUUCUUUCUCUCCAACGAUACCCAGUUGCAGGUGAUCGAUCUGUCUAUAUUUAUUUCCUCGCAAGUUUGGACGGCAGAAGGAACCAUUUCGGCGUCUUUCUAUAGCAUAUAUAGCUUUGACAAGCAUAAUUGGAUAUUCAACGAAAAAAUAUCUCUCCCUGACGGAGACUUGUUCGGUCUCUGCUGUUUCCGCAUGCCGUAG